Molecule: messenger RNA, 666 nt
Organism: Carassius auratus (goldfish)
Lineage: Eukaryota; Metazoa; Chordata; Actinopteri; Cypriniformes; Cyprinidae
Product: waprin-Phi1-like
Exons: 3
Biological process (GO): antibacterial humoral response; innate immune response
Cellular component (GO): extracellular region
Molecular function (GO): serine-type endopeptidase inhibitor activity
Source: RefSeq, a predicted model, not a curated record
CAACGUUGGAAUUGAUCUCCUUGGAUUUUUUAGGAACCCAUUUUACACAGAGUUUGCUACUGCAGCAACACGUGUUGGUUUAGCUUUGUGUGCUUCUUCUGACGCACAAAUUCAGGGCCUUUUCCAGCAGAGUUUGUUGUGAGAUCACAGGUCGGGAGGAUGACCGCUCGAGUGGAUUUCUCGUUGAUUGCUGCUUUGUUGUAUCUGUUCGGAUACUUGAGCAUCGCUCAUGCUAUUCAAAGACGUAACACAGUGGAUGGUUUUUGUCCGGCGACGCUGACGUUCGUGCCGGCCCGUCGAGGAUGUUCUUCUGAUGAAGACUGCCCUGGAGGACACAAAUGCUGUCGAUUUGACUGUGGGCCUGUUUGUGUGCUGCCUGUUUUCAUGAAGCCGGGUCAGUGUCCCUUACCAGAGAUGAUCCCACUGUGUGCUGAAAGCUGUUUCCAUGAUGGCCAGUGUCCUGCCACACAGAAGUGUUGCCCAACUACCGGUGGCUUUGCAUGCAGCGAACCACGUGGUCAGGGAAGAGGUCAGAUGAGCUGUCAGGGACAUGGACCGGUUCGUGGACAGGGCCAAGGAAGCGGACAAGGCCAGGGCCAGGGACAAGGCCAAGGACAGGGCCAGGGCCAGGGACAGGGUCAGGGACAGGGUCAGGGUCAGGGCCAG